Molecule: messenger RNA, 1553 nt
Organism: Lipotes vexillifer (Yangtze River dolphin)
Lineage: Eukaryota; Metazoa; Chordata; Mammalia; Artiodactyla; Lipotidae
Gene: POLDIP3
Product: DNA polymerase delta interacting protein 3
Exons: 8
Coding region: 21-1199 (392 amino acids)
Biological process (GO): poly(A)+ mRNA export from nucleus
Cellular component (GO): nuclear speck; nucleus
Molecular function (GO): mRNA binding
Source: RefSeq, a predicted model, not a curated record
GGCUCGCGCGGCGGUGCAAGAUGGCGGACAUCUCCCUGGACGAGCUCAUCCGGAAGCGAGGGGCUGCGGCGAAGGGGCGGCUCAAUGCCAGACCAGGAGUUGGAGGUGUCCGAUCUCGUGUUGGGAUCCAACAGAGCCUUCUCGGCCAGCCAGCACGCACAGCCACCUUCCAGCAGAGAUUUGAUGCUCGGCAGAAGAUUGGCCUCUCAGAUGCCCGGCUCAAGCUGGGAGUCAAGGAUGCCCGGGAAAAGCUUUUGCAGAAAGAUGCCCGGUUCCGGAUCAAAGGGAAAGUGCAAGAUGCCAGAGAGAUGCUGAAUUCCCGCAAGCAGCAGAGCACGGUGCCCCAGAAGCCCCACCAGGUGGCUGAUGCCCGGGAGAAGAUCAGCUUGAAGCGGAAUUCCCCUGCUGCCUUCAUGAGCCCACCCAUCGGGACAGUGACCCCUGCUCUGAAGCUCACUAAAACCAUCCAGAAUUUAUAUGACCUGGAUGAAGAUGAUGAUGUUAUAGCUCCCAUUCCUAGUAAACAGAUGAAAUUUGCAGCCUCAGGCAGCUUUCUCCACCACGUGGCUGGGGUGAGCGGUUCCAAGCUUUCCAUGUCCAAGGCCCUUCCUCUCACCAAAGUGGUUCAGAAUGAUGCAUACACAGCUCCUGCUCUCUCCUCCUCUGUUCGAGCAAAAGCCUUGACCAACAUGUCCCGGACAUUAGUGAACAAGGAGGAUCCCCCCAAAGAGUUGCCGCCUGCUGAGCCUGUCCUCAGCCCUUUGGAAGGCACCAAGAUGACCGUGAAUAAUCUGCACCCUCGAGUCACCGAGGAGGACAUUGUUGAGCUUUUUUGUGUUUGUGGAGCCCUGAAGCGAGCUCGGCUGGUCCAUCCUGGGGUAGCAGAGGUGGUCUUCGUGAAGAAGGACGACGCCGUCACUGCAUAUAAGAAGUAUAACAACCGGUGUCUGGAUGGGCAACCAAUGAAAUGCAACCUCCACAUGAAUGGGAAUGUUAUCACCUCAGACCAGCCCAUCCUGCUACGGCUGAGCGACAGCCCCUCAGUGAAAAAGGAGAGUGAGCUGCCUCGCAGGGUGAAUUCUGCCACCUCAUCCAACCCUCCUGCCGAAGUGGACCCUGACACCAUCCUGAAGGCACUUUUCAAGUCCUCAGGGGCCUCUGUGACCACACAGCCCACAGAAUUCAAAAUCAAACUUUGAGCAGGGGAGCGAGACAGCCAGAAGCGGGGGCAGAGGAGGGUGGCUCUGUUUCCCAAAACAAAGAUUGACCUAUGGGCCGUUGGACUGGAGGCCCCUGAGCGUGGGAAGGGUCGCCAGGGGUAGAGAGCUUCCUCACUGGAUGGUACCCGCCUUUCUGUGUUGUUUUCUACCCUGUGCUCUUUUGUAUGUUAACAUUUCCUGUAGUAUGUUUCUUCUCUCUCCACCUCAUCACCAAGGUAAGCUUGUGUUGCUCAGAGUGUCUCCCCCUAAACGCAGCCCUAAAUUGUUUUUUUCUAUCUGGAAAUGGUGCCCUGAAUUCUCUGGGUGGCCUUCUUGAGGCCCAAUGGAAUGCAG